This is a messenger RNA of Papaver somniferum (opium poppy), 1906 nucleotides long. RefSeq names its product transcription factor BHLH089-like. Gene Ontology annotation, molecular function: protein dimerization activity; DNA-binding transcription factor activity. Lineage: Eukaryota; Viridiplantae; Streptophyta; Magnoliopsida; Ranunculales; Papaveraceae. Bases 541 to 1398 code for a protein of 285 amino acids. Gene Ontology annotation, cellular component: nucleus. The transcript has 6 exons. The record is from RefSeq and is a predicted model, not a curated record. Gene Ontology annotation, biological process: regulation of DNA-templated transcription.
AUUCCUUGCCCAUCAUCAUCUAUAAAAUCUUUAAAAAAAAUAACUGAAAUAACAUAUUUUCAACACAAAACAGAUCACCUACGAUUUACUCCGAUUAUAUCGACUAGUGUACCCUCCUGUCCGAGAAAACCUCACAUUUGUUGAAUUCUUUUCAACUCCCGAUGUCUCUCUCUUUCUUCUCUUUUACACAGUGAGCAGUGAGACUGAGGAGUAGUGAUCAGUCAGUCUGUCUAUCACCCACCUCUCCUGGACUCUUCUUCUUCUUCUUCUUCCUCCUUCCCCCCUUUCUUCCCUUCAGUGGCUUUCAUUUUCGUUAAUAGUCAUUGUCUCGGUUAUUUUCCUUAAAAGCAUUCCUUCAAAACAUCUUUUUUGCUCUCAUUUCCAUUUCAAGGCUACUAAUCAAAAAACAAAUAAAAACCCACUUCAAAUCUCUAGCUAGAUGUCACUAUACAUGCUAAAAAAACAACAACCAAGUUAGGGUUUUUAGUUUUUAGUCUUCAUUUUAGAGCAAAUGUCAAGUUUUUUCUUGUUUGAGACUUGAUGGAUCCUACCAGUAUGAUGAAUGAUCCUAUUAGUUUAUCUGAGAUUUGGCCUUUUCAUGGUCAGAUUAAUAGUGGUGGUGAAUCUACUGCUGGUGUAUUAGAUGUUAGGAGAGGUGGUGGGUAUGGAGGAGGACAGAAUUUAAGUGGGUUUGGAGAAAUUGGGGCUUCACUUGAUGACUCUACUGUUACUGAACAAAUUAGUGGGAGAAGUGGUGGUGGUAGAAAAAAGAGGAGAGGAGGAGAAUUAGCCUCUCUAUCUGAAGAUGAAUCUAAGCUUGUUUCUACCAGCAGUGGCAAUGAAAUGAAUGAUUUUGAUGGCAAACUUCCAAAAGUUUCGGAAUCAAGAAAUGGUGGUUCAAAAACUGAAGGAGAGGAGAGUUCAGGGUUCGGCAAUAAGCCAGCUGAAAGUACGCAACCCUCGGAACCACCGCCUAAACAGGACUAUAUCCAUGUGCGAGCGAGAAGGGGGCAAGCUACUGACAGUCACAGUCUAGCUGAAAGAGCUAGAAGAGAAAAGAUUAGUGAGAGGAUGAAGAUUCUUCAAGAUUUGGUUCCUGGAUGUAAUAAGGUUAUCGGUAAAGCACUGGUCCUUGAUGAGAUAAUUAAUUACAUCCAAUCACUACAGCGUCAGGUUGAGUUCCUUUCAAUGAAGCUUGAAGCCGUUAACUCAAGAGUCGCUCCCUCUAAUGAUGGUUAUCCUCCCAGAGAUGCAAGUCAAAAUAUGACAUAUGACGCUGGAAUGGCGUUUGUUGCACAAGCAGGUAGUGAGUUUGGCCCAGGAUCAGCAUCAGAAUGGCUGCAUAUGCAGGUUGGGGGUGGUUUUGAAAGAGCAGCACAGACCAAAGGUUUUGAAUGAUCUUCAUCAGAUUAUGGUAGUAAGGGCAUCAAGCAUUACACGUUCAAUAAUCAUCAGAAUAUAAAUCCUGUUUAUCGUAAAGAGACCUUUAUUAUUGUUGGUUUGGAGCAGUAUGUUCUGUUUAUAUUAUUGAAUCUAAAGUCUCCAUUACUGUCUGUUAGAGAAAUCCUUGCAGUUGAUGUUAUAUAUCAUCUAAUAGGGUCUUGUGCUGAAUUGUUCUAGUAAACAUAAUGACGACCUCUUAGAAAAGUAUCUGUGAAGGCGUGAACCAACCUAACUUAAAGGCCUUUUUUGGGGGGCAUUGUAAGUGUCUAAAUAUGUUAGCUUUGUGUUAUAUAUUAAUGAUCAGCUGAAGUGUAAUGAAAUUUUAGGCAGUGUAGUGUGCUUUACUGUUGAUGGGUGUCCAUUCUAGGCCUAAUUUAUUUUUUAUUUCUUUUGCUUUGUUAUCAGUAUGUAUCAUGCUGAACUUUAGGCUACUAUUAAUGCAACUCUCUGGUUAUAAUGGAAA